AUGGCAGCUCUUUUAGAUUACAAUUCAAGUUCAGAAAAUUACUACGCGAGCCUCAUCCAGGGGCAAAGAUUCGCGGUCAUACCAGAGCUUCUUCUUGAUUCAGGAGAGAUAUUAGACUCUUGUCCAAUCGCCUAUAAGACAUGGGGUCGGCUCAAUGAGACUCGAGAUAACGUCUUGGUGAUAUGUCAUGCUCUUACCGGUAGUAGCGACAUUAGCGACUGGUGGAGUCCAUUGCUUGGUCGCGGCAAGGCAUUCGACCCAGCGCACUUCUUCAUCUUCUGCGCCAACGUCCUAGGGUCACCUUAUGGAAGCGCUUCGCCCCUUACCACAAACCCGCGAACAGGAAGACCAUAUGCCAGCGAGUUUCCUCAGACAACAGUUCGUGACGAUGUGCGAGCACAUAAAUACGUACUUGACGCUCUAGGCGUCCGAUCUGUAGCAGCCGUAAUUGGGGGCUCGAUGGGCGGAAUGACCACUCUCGAGUGGCCACUAUGCACUGAGCAGGGAUAUGUUAAAAGCAUCAUUCCAAUCGCAACGGCUGCGGAUCACAGUGCUUGGGGCAUCUCUUGGGCAGAGGCGCAACGCCAGUGCAUCUACUCGGACCCUAAGUUUGACGAUGGCUAUUACGAGCCGCGCCCAGAGGGACAACCCUCAGCGGGUCUAGCUGCUGCUCGCAUGGUAGCCAUGCUGACGUAUCGCUCGUGCGUCAGUUUCGAUGCGCGCUUCGGCCGAAAACCCCAACGGCAGCAGAAAUCCAGACCUGUACAGGAUCCACCUCUUGAUCUACCACGUACGGACGUCCCUGUUGCAACAGCUACACCGACACAAACUUCCACAGCCAAGGAGCGGUCGGAAAGACAGAGUUGGGCAGCAAGACGCGAUCCUUCUUUCUCGGCUCAGGGGUACUUGCACUACCAGGGGCAGAAGUUUAUCCAGCGCUUCGACGCCAAUUGUUACUUGCAUAUCACUAACAAGAUGGACGCACACGAUGUGACACUUGGUAGGGUGCAAGCUGACGAGGAGAAUGGAGACGGCGACAGUGCGCUGCGCAGAGUUCUUGCCGUAGCCCCUCCCGGAGCGCUAGUUGUCAGCGUUGAGACGGACGCGCUGUUCCUGCCCGAACAACAAGAAAGGUUGGCAGCGUGUCUACCAAACGCCACGCUGGCUAUGUUGAAGUCGUCGGAUGGGCACGAUGGAUUCUUGCUGGAGUUUGAACAGCUCGGCACGCUGAUACUAGAGAAGCUGAGAAGGGACCUUCCCCAGUUCUACGGGUCUGUUGAUAACGACACUGCAUGGCUGGAGGAUCAUGCGAUGCAACCUGGCGGUGAUAGUUUGACUGGUGAGGUUGAGUCUUGGUGA
Hypoxylon fragiforme is the source of this 1359-nucleotide messenger RNA. RefSeq names its product homoserine O-acetyltransferase. The coding region runs from base 1 to 1359 and encodes 452 amino acids. Gene Ontology annotation, biological process: L-homoserine metabolic process. The transcript is spliced from 3 exons. Lineage: Eukaryota; Fungi; Ascomycota; Sordariomycetes; Xylariales; Hypoxylaceae. The record is from RefSeq and is a predicted model, not a curated record. Gene Ontology annotation, molecular function: homoserine O-acetyltransferase activity.